Messenger RNA from Tribolium madens (black flour beetle), 2348 nucleotides. It is a transcript of the gene tamo, whose product is annotated as protein tamozhennic. Gene Ontology annotation, cellular component: cytoplasm. NCBI's taxonomy places the organism in Eukaryota, Metazoa, Arthropoda, Insecta, Coleoptera, Tenebrionidae. The coding region runs from base 341 to 2026 and encodes 561 amino acids. The transcript is spliced from 6 exons. The record is from RefSeq and is a predicted model, not a curated record.
ACCAUUAUGUGCCGUGUAAACAGCCCUUUAGACUAACACAUUUAAAAAAUCCUAUAAUUUUAGCAAUUAAAUGAUUAAUUAGAAAUUAGUUUCAUGAGCAUUUCUGCGUUACUAAUCACUAACAAAAAAAGUUAUCGUAAUCCCCGCCUUCCGGAGAACUGCGCAAUGACUCACGUGAAGGCACCUUUAGUCAUCGCUAGUUUAUUUUGGUUGUUGAAAUUAGGUUAGUUAUCUGUCAAAGUUUAUUAAUCAAUCCAUUUAACAAAAAGACGCUUUGUGGCAAUUUUCUCAAAGGUUUUUCCCUUUAAAUGCUCAUUAGAAUUAGUGCAAAUUAACUAAUAUGGUAAUUAUGGACGUACAUUAUUCAACUGACAGACUCAGGGAAGUAUGGCAAGCAGUUGACCAACUUCAUCUGAGUUACUUGGAAAUGGAGGAAAGUCCAGAGAAACUCGAACACAGGAUGCGUUUAGAAGAUUGUAUUCGAGAAUAUUUGUGUAUGGCGUCAGACUCACAGAAGUUUGUUUUACGAGAGACUGGAGACGUCUUGUAUCGCUCUGCAACCACUAAACGGGAUUUCAGCGGAUAUAAAGCAGCUACAGGUUGGAAUGCUAUUCAAAUAUAUGCCGGAAAUUUAUUGUCACAGCCGUGGCGAAAGGAGUAUAGACAAAUAAAGACAUAUUGUGGCUUUUACAAACAUCAAAUCGAAGCUAAUCUUGUUGGAGCAGAAAUUAUGUUUGAAGUAAUGGGGUAUAGGAACUACAGUAAUGGUGUUAUGAUCCUGGAAGGACCCAUUUGUCCUGAUACAGUCACUUCUGUUUCUAAAGAUUGCCUUAUAGCUUACGUAGAGUGCCAAAUUUUGAAACACAUUUGGGAGGAAAUUUCACCCACAUACAAAAUAACUUGGUUGGAAGUUUUAGAAUUUCGCAAAACACACCUUUGUACUCCAGAACAAUCUAUUAGAGCUUUAAAUUAUCAAUAUUACGAGAAGCAGUUUCAAGCACAAAACUCUGAUUAUAAUAGGUGUCACCAAGCAGUUCCUCCCGUAGUUCAGUACUCCCAAGUAACACCCCAUAGUCACGUUCCUGUUACCCCCAUGCCCUAUAUUUACGGUUCAACUUGUUGUCCAAAUAAUUACGCUACUUACGCUCAUGUACCUUAUUCCGUGCCCUUGCAAUAUCCGCCACAUGUCGUGAAAUCUACUUUCUCCAAUGGUUAUUAUUGCACAAAUGGUUACAUAAAUCAACAGCCCCCAUCGUACGAGUAUGGGGUACCCACAGGACAGUUAAUAGAACUAGAUUCGCAUCAAAAUGGGGGGUAUGACGCUGUUGAUCGUCCCACGAAUAGUUUACGAGUACAUAGGAAUUCAUUGAGUAAUCACGAGAAAAAAAUUAAUGAGGCAAAGACUGCGAACAGUAAAGUAGUGGAAAAACCGGAGUCGCAUUUCGAAGAUUGGGACUACGUCUACCGCAACUUGGAGAGUCAAGGCUACUCGAAAGAUUUAGGGGAGCGCGGAGACAUCUUGGGUCAGCCCGUCGAGCACAAAAAAUCAAAAUGUACAAAUCUGGACGAAGCCAUGCACAACCUGACAAUAACAGAGCGACCGUUGAAGAUCAGCGAAGCUUUAGAAAAAUACGACGGAGAGCCGGAACCAAUUAGGAAAAACGUUCGGAAGCACUCGCAAAGCAGUUCGUACGAAAAUUUAUCCGAGAUUAAGAAACCAAACGUCUCGAAAACGGCCAAGACGAAAACAUUGACUGUUCGAGACAAAGCUGUCAAUAACAACAAUUACGAGGGAAGCAAAGAUAUCAAAAACACAAACUACAAAUGGGAAUGCAAGGCGUGCACUUAUCACAAUGAGACGUCGAAGGACAUUUGCGAAAUGUGCAGCAAAAGUCGGAGCAAUGUGGAGCAACAGAUGGAAAUCGGGGGGCCACAGUGCUCCAAAUGUACGCUGGUUAAUUCGAAAGAUGCCAAGGUUUGUCAAGCUUGCGAUUCUAGUUUGAAGAAUUCACCGACUUACAUUUAAUCGGGUAGAAGUGAUAAUAUGCAAAAACAGGGUUGUGUAAUUUUUAGUUCGAUUUUGAAUAAAUAAUCAUGUUGCUUUUGGAAUGUUUUACUUUUCAACUCGAUGAAAAUUAUUUUUAUGACAAGAAUCGCUUAAAUUUUAUUGUAAAUGUAAUGCUAUAUUUAUUGCUGCUUACUAUUGUUGAUUUUGUAACUUGUUUGUUGACUCAUGUUGGAAUAAAUUUAUUUAGUGUAUGUGUAAACACUAAACAGAUAUCUUUGUUUCUUAAUCUGUCAUCUAUGCAUUAACAGAUAACGGUAAAUAAAAAACAACAAACGGAAAA